Messenger RNA from Paramisgurnus dabryanus, 534 nucleotides. RefSeq names its product crystallin, gamma M6 (gene crygm6). Gene Ontology annotation, molecular function: structural constituent of eye lens. The record is from RefSeq and is a predicted model, not a curated record. Lineage: Eukaryota; Metazoa; Chordata; Actinopteri; Cypriniformes; Cobitidae. Gene Ontology annotation, biological process: visual perception; lens development in camera-type eye.
AUGACUGUCGGAAAGAUCAUCUUCUAUGAGGAAAGGAAUUUUCAGGGCCGCCAUUACGAAUGCAGCAGUGACUCCGCAGAUCUGCAGCCCUACUUUACCCAAUGCCACUCCAUUAGGGUAGAGAGUGGGUGCUUUAUGGUGUAUGAACAUCCAAAUUACAUGGGGCAGCAGUACUUCCUCCAGAGGGGCGACUAUUCUGACUGUCAGCGUGUGAUUGGUUUCAGUAACUGUAUCAGAUCGUGCCGCAUGAUCCCCAUGUACAAUGGCAUUCAUAGGAUGAGACUAUAUGAGCGGGCUGAUAUGGCAGGUCAGAUGGUAGAGCUAACAGAAGACUGCCCUAACAUCAUGGACCGCUUCCACACGUCUGACAUCCAGUCCUGUCACGUGAUGGAUGGCCACUGGCUUUUAUAUGAGCAGCCCAACUACAGGGGACGAAUGUACUACCUUGGACCAGGUGAAUACAGGAGGUACAGUGAUUGGGGAGGAACUGUCCCAAGAAUUGGAUCCCUCAGAAGAAUCAACACCUUAACCUAG